UGUGAGGAGACGACGAUGGCGUCGGCGGCGCCUCGGAUCCUGUGAGGGCCGACCGGCCGCCCCAUCCGCUUCAUGGCCGCGCCGGCCGCAGGAGGAGGAGGAGGAGGAGGGCGGAGGCCACGGUGAAGAAGGAGGGCCUGGGGAAUGGCUGCCACCGCCGAGCUCUUCGAGGAGCCGUUCGUGGCAGAUGAGUACAUCGAGCGCCUGGUAUGGAGAACCCCCGGAGGAGGCUCCAGAGGAGGAGCCGAAGCUUUUGAUCCCAAAAGACUACUGGAAGAGUUUGUAAAUCAUAUCCAAGAACUCCAGAUUAUGGACGAAAGGAUUCAGAGAAGGGUUGAGAAACUAGAGCAGCAGUGUCAGAAAGAAGCCAAGGAAUUUGCCAAGAAAGUACAAGAGCUGCAGAAAAGCAAUCAGGUUGCCUUCCAGCACUUCCAAGAACUAGAUGAGCAUAUCAGCUACGUGGCAACUAAGGUCUGUCACCUUGGUGACCAGCUGGAGGGGGUCAACACGCCCCGCCAACGGGCUGUGGAAGCGCAGAAGCUGAUGAAGUACUUUAAUGAGUUUCUGGAGGGAGAGUUGAAGUCUGAUGUUUUUACAAACUCUGAAAAGAUAAAGGAAGCCGCCGACAUUAUUCAAAAGUUGCACCUGAUUGCACAGGAGUUACCUUUCGAUAGAUUUUCAGAUGUGAAAUCCAAAAUAGCAAGUAAAUACCAUGAUUUAGAAUGCCAGCUGAUUCAGGAGUUUACCAACGCUCAAAGGAGGUCUGAAAUCUCCCGAAUGAGAGAAGUAGCAGCCGUUUUGCUCCACUUCAAGGGUUAUUCCCACUGUGUUGAUGUCUAUAUAAAGCAGUGUCAGGAGGGUGCCUACCUGAGAAACGAUAUAUUUGAAGAUGCAGCAGUACUUUGCCAGCGUGUGAACAAGCAAGUGGGCGAGAUCUUUAGUAGUCCAGAAGCUGUGCUGGCCAAACUUAUACAAAAUGUGUUUGAAAUCAAACUUCAGACUUUUGUGAAGGACCAGUUGGAAGGCUGUAGGAAGUCUGAUGCAGAGCAGUACCUCAAAAAUCUCUAUGAUCUGUACACGAGAACGACCAACCUUUCCUGCAAGUUGAUGGAGUUUAAUUUAGGAACAGAUAAGCAGACUUUCUUAGCGAAGCUUAUCAAAUCCAUUUUCCUGUCCUACCUGGAUAAUUAUGUCGAGGUGGAAACCGGUUAUUUGAAAAGCCGCAGCGCGAUGAUCCUGCAGCGCUAUUACGAUUCCAAAAACCAUCAGAAGAGAUCUAUCGGUUCAGGCGGUAUUCAAGAUCUAAAGGAGAGAAUUAGACAGCGUACAAAUUUACCCCUGGGACCAAGCAUCGACACCCACGGCGAAACCUUUUUGUCCCAAGAAGUGGUGGUUAAUCUCUUACAAGAAACGAAGCAAGCCUUUGAAAGGUGUCACAGGCUCUCCGACCCAUCUGAUUUGCCAAGGAAUGCGUUUAGAAUUUUUACCAUUCUUGUGGAAUUUUUGUGUAUCGAGCACAUUGAUUAUGCCUUGGAAACAGGACUUGCAGGAAUUCCUUCUUCUGAUUCCAGAACCGCAAACCUGUACUUUUUGGAUGUCGUUCAACAGGCCAAUACUAUUUUUCAUCUCUUUGACAAGCAAUUUAAUGAUCAUCUCAUGCCUUUGAUUAGCUCUUCUCCAAAACUGUCUGAAUGCCUUCAGAAGAAAAAAGAUAUAAUCGAACAAAUGGAGAUGAAACUGGACACCGGCAUCGAUCGGACACUGAAUUGCAUGAUAGGACAGAUGAAACACAUCUUGGCUGGCGAGCAGAAGAAAACUGAUUUCAAGCCAGAAGAUGAAAACAACGUCUUGAUUCAGUACACUAAUGCCUGUGUCAAAGUGUGCGGCUAUGUCAGGAAGCAGGUGGAAAAGAUAAAAAAUUCCAUGGACGGGAAGAACGUGGACACUGUCCUGAUGGAGCUGGGAGUGCGUUUCCACCGACUUAUUUACGAGCACCUACAGCAAUAUUCUUACAGUUGCAUGGGUGGCAUGUUAGCGAUCUGCGAUGUGGCUGAAUACCGAAAGUGUGCCAAAGACUUCAAGAUUCCGCUAGUAUUGCAGCUUUUUGACACACUGCACGCCCUCUGCAACCUUCUGGUCGUGGCCCCCGAUAACUUGAAGCAGGUCUGCUCGGGAGAACAGCUUGCCAAUCUGGACAAGCACAUACUCCACUCCUUUGUGCAGCUCCGCGCUGACUACCGAUCCGCCCGCCUGGCUCGCCACUUCAGCUGAAGCCGAGCCGGCAAGAGAUGGGCCGCGAGCUGAGCCCAGCCCUGAACUUUGAAAAGCACAGCGGGUUUGGCACCAGAAGUCUCGGUUGUUGUUUUUUUUUUAUUGCGCGGGGGGAGUUGGACGGCAAAGUAGCAGCCAAGUUUCAACCUGAUUUUUGCUUAAGUGAAUGAAAGGAGCUCCGUCGUCCCUACUUGACACUCUUGUCCCCAGGUAGUUCCAUUCCACUUUUGCGGCUGCAGGAAUUCAGUGUUGGAGAGAGAGUUUGUCACUCGUUUUGUUCUGGAAUAUGUUCCGGUGUGGGGGGCGAGGCUCCGUUGGGGUUUCUUUCACUACUCUAGAUGGGCUCUGGUUUCCCCCCUCUGAUAAAGAACUGAGCCAAAGCCUUCUUCUCCGGUUUAAUAUCUUGGAACUUCAGCCCAGCUGAUCGUGAAUCAAAUGAGUUCAGACGUUUCUGGAUCAUUUUUUCCUCUUUCUGACGGCUUUUAAUUUGCUGAAUGGAAAGGUGACAGCCGCACGACAAAGAUGUGGUUUCUUCUGUGCACCAAUAAAUGACCUCACAAGGUGGGUGAAAAGUUGGAUGCAGGCCGUAGGCCGGAGGACUCCCGGGACAGUUUUGAUUUCUAGUUUUACCUCUGGUACUCUGGUUUACACAGUACACUAAUGUUCACCUUUUCCUAAUAAACGAAUUCAGCCCCGCUGCAGGGGAGCGAGCAUUUUUUAAAGCCCCACUUCUGUUGGUUCUCUUUCAAGCUCACAAAGGAAAGAUGUGGAUGAGCACGGCUGGAAUCUGCACACAAGUAAACUGUGUGCGUACCCAUAUUUAACAACACUGCAACCUUUUAAAGCUUUUUGUCGCGCAGCGCUGCACACCGGCCAAGUACCGAGAGACGGACGAUUGCCCCGAAACGUCUUCCCUUCCAUUUAAUGGAUUGGGGAAUUGAAACACAAGUGAAAUCACUCGAAUCUUGGAAACAGAUCAGGUUAGCCCGAGUUUGGCCGCCUCCCGUCCAAUUUCUGCCUUCCUCUGGCCUCCGGGCAUAUAAACGUGUAAUCCAUGCCAGAAACACGAAUCUAGCUGAUGUAGCGUGGUGAUGGUAAAGUAUCUUGGUAACUUUCCCAAUAAAAGGAAAUCUGAAAGAUAACCGGAGCGUCGCUCUACAAAACCAGCCUGCUUCUGAAUGUGCUCUUUCAGUGGUUAGUCCCUCUCCCAAUUUCCCCCAAACACAUUAUCUCCCACGGUCUUCUCAUGCUCGCUACCUCUUCUUACAGGAUUUCUUCCCCCCCCCCCCGCAGUUUUGGCAGACGGGUUUUCUUCUGAAAAAAUCCGUUCUUCAGUGUUCAGUUAUCCUUCUCCAAAUCCCUAAAACUUCCAGGCUCAGACACCAUUGCCAGCCAGUAGUUCUGCACCGCCACCAGCCCGCCCGGUUCUCCUUCACUGUCUUAGCACAGUAUUAUCGAGGUAAGCGAGGGAGAUGCAUUUUGCCAGGUUCCUGUCAAAGCUUUCCGGGAAAUUGCAGCCGCAUCAGAGAGCUGCAGAGUUCUUCCGCUCGUCGGCCAGAACGGAGCCGUAGCGCGCUUCGGACCCUGGAGAAAGGCGUAGGCAUAUACAGCUGCCAUUUCAAAAAGCUCUGUUGCGCAUUCAGAUACCUCUGUCGCUUAAAAGCCAAGAAUUUUAAGGCAGUGGUUUUGCUGGCCAUUUAAAGAUCUCCGUACAAAGUGUCAAUUUGUAAACACUCCACAUGUAAUUAAAUAAACGUUUUAAGACUUCCAACCCGGGUGUGGUUCGAAAUCAUUUUGUGACUAUUUUGAAUUCAUCCUCAAAAGGUGUAAAACAUAUUUUCAUUGUUUCUUAAAUCCUUUGUUAGGUGUUUUUUCUAUGCUCGAGUCCUGUGCGGUAUACCUUCCCGCCCGGCCCAAAAGAGGUCGGUGACCGAAGACCCAAGGCGAAUGCUUACAGUGUUGCCCUAUAAACAUUUUGGCUCAAUAAACACAUUGACUCGA
Tachyglossus aculeatus (Australian echidna) is the source of this 4272-nucleotide messenger RNA. It is a transcript of the gene EXOC5, whose product is annotated as exocyst complex component 5. Gene Ontology annotation, cellular component: exocyst; cytoplasm. Gene Ontology annotation, biological process: exocytosis; Golgi to plasma membrane transport. The transcript has 18 exons. Lineage: Eukaryota; Metazoa; Chordata; Mammalia; Monotremata; Tachyglossidae. The coding region runs from base 145 to 2271 and encodes 708 amino acids. The record is from RefSeq and is a predicted model, not a curated record.